UCAGAUAUCUAAAAAUAUAGGAGUGUCAAUUAUAUAGCACUGAAAAAUAUUUUAUUUCUGAACUGGAUUAGGGUUUUCGUGAAACAUGGCGGAACAAGCGGAGCAUAAGGAGGGUCCAGUAGAGUCGAUAAUGGAGAAGAUAAGUGAGAAGAUACACGGUGACGAUCACGAUUCAUCGUCGUCUUCUGAUUCGGAUUCCGAUACUCAGAAACCGGCCUCACCAUCGUCGGUGAAGGCCAAGGUUUUCCGUCUGUUUGGCAGAGAGCGACCGGUUCACCAUGUUUUGGGUGGUGGAAAACCUGCUGAUGUGUUCUUAUGGAGAAACAAGAAGAUUUCUGCCGGCGUACUUGGUGGAGCCACUGCAGUCUGGGUUCUUUUUGAGUUGAUUGAAUACCACCUGCUUACUCUUGUCAGCCACAUUUUAAUACUUUCACUUGCAGUACUGUUUUUGUGGUCCAGUGCGCACAGCUUCAUCAAGAAGGCUCCUCCCCGCAUCCCUGAAGUUCAUCUUCCAGAGGAGCCAAUUCUACAGGUUGCUUCGGCAUUGACAAUUGAGAUCAACUGGGCUUUGGCUGUAUUACGGAGUAUUGCAUCUGGAAGAGACUUAAAGAAGUUUCUCAUUGUUAUAGUUGCCUUGUGGGUCUUGUCGAUUGUGGGGAGUCGGUGCAACUUCUUGACCUUGUUUUAUAUAUCAUUUGUUUUGUUACACACUGUUCCUGUUCUUUAUGAGAAGUAUGAAGACAAGGUUGACCCCUUAGCUGAGAAGGCAACAAUUGAGAUAAAAAAACAGUAUGCAGUUUUUGAUGCCAAGGUUCUGAGCAAGAUUCCAAAGGGUCCAUUGAAAGCCAAGCUAGUUUAGCUAGUCAUUGCUGGUUAUUUGGUGUUGGUGAUUCUGUUCUCUAACCAUAUUCUGGUUGUAAUCGUGUUCCCUACAAUUUGUUUCAAGUGUUUGGUUUGCAAUUUGAACUGGUUUAGGCAUUUUGUGGGGUUAGUUUUGAGUUGUGAUUUUAUUUAUGUGCUUAUGGUAGCUUGCAGAUAGCACUUUUCAACUCUAGAUGAUUCUGUGACAACGAUGGUUAUAUUUGUAUAUUAGCAGUUUCUUGUAAA
Mangifera indica (mango) is the source of this 1107-nucleotide messenger RNA. RefSeq names its product reticulon-like protein B1. Lineage: Eukaryota; Viridiplantae; Streptophyta; Magnoliopsida; Sapindales; Anacardiaceae. The transcript has 5 exons. The record is from RefSeq and is a predicted model, not a curated record. The coding region runs from base 86 to 859 and encodes 257 amino acids.